This is a messenger RNA of Rangifer tarandus platyrhynchus (Svalbard reindeer), 423 nucleotides long. The record is from the annotation of a GenBank genome assembly. Lineage: Eukaryota; Metazoa; Chordata; Mammalia; Artiodactyla; Cervidae.
AUGAGGCAGGGACAGUCGUCCCGGACACCUACGGCCCCGGAGCCCAGGCCGCCCCCCUCCGCCCCAUCCCUCGCAACAAGGCCAGCCCGCCAGCCGCAGCCUGUCUCCUGGGUUAGACCGGCUCCUCGCGGGGUCUGCUACCGGCAGGCGAAGCUCCACACCGAGGACUCGGAGGUGGUUUUAAGACCGCAGCGGCCAGGGCUCCUCCUCCCGCGCUGCUCAGGGAGGCGGGCUGAGCUCUUCACAAGGCCCUGUCAAACGAGCCCGCCAUUCCAGACGGAGACUUCCGCAGCCUACCCGCCUCCUCUCGGCCGGGAGCUGCCGGACCGGAAGCUGCGGGGCCUCGGGGCCUCGGCUAGUUCCCGCCGAGCCGCGAGCCGAGGGUGCGCAUGCUCCGCAGAGGCCCGCACGGGGCCUGAGUAA